AUGGCUAAACAAGUUCAAUGGAGUGAAGUUGGCCCUGGUAAAGGCUAUGCUAUUUUGUCACCUGCCUAUGUUGCCUCUAAGUCCAACGAUUUAGUUUUCACUUCAGGUUGUGUGGGGACAGACCCUGUAACAGGAGACCUACCUGAAGAUUUGGAAAAGCAAAUCACGAAUGCGCUUGAAAAUCUUAAGAAUGUUUUAAGAGCCAGUAACUCUUCAAUGGAUAAGGUUUUGAAGAUCUUACUCUUCGUUGCUGAUCCGUCGUAUGCUAAUACUGUUAAUGAAGUUUACGCCAGAUACUUCCCCAAUGCACCCGCUAGAAGUUGUAUUGUUGUUGCAUUUCCAUCUCCAGCCCUUAAGGUUGAGUUGGAAUGUAUUGCAGAAGCAAACUCUUGA
Molecule: messenger RNA, 393 nt
Organism: Lachancea fermentati
Lineage: Eukaryota; Fungi; Ascomycota; Saccharomycetes; Saccharomycetales; Saccharomycetaceae
Source: the annotation of a GenBank genome assembly